UCUAUUCCUUAGGUGAUGCUAUUUUGAAUGUUUUUUUGGCAUAUCUGAUAGCUUUACUGUGCAGGUAGAGAGAACACGGUUGAGACCAAUUGCCGUGGGAUUUUGACACCAUUUCAAGGGAUUUGUUUUAUUGGGUUUCAAUUGCUUUUGGGUCUUGGGAUCCUUCUGCAAUUAAACAAUUUUAGCCGUGUUUUAGGAGCUUCUUCUUUGCUACUGGUUUUCUCCUAUCCCCUCAUGAAGAGGCUGACAUUUUCGCCUCAAGCUUAUCUAGGUCUAACUUUUAAUUGGGGAGCAUUAUUCGGUUGGGCUGCUAUUAAAGGCAAUCUUGACCCUGCUGUUGUGCUGCCUCUUUAUCUAUCUGGUGUGUCUUGGACACUUGUUUAUGACACUAUAUAUGCUCAUCAGACUUGUUUCUUAUUACAUUUAGCUAAUACCCAUGCACUAGUGGCACUGGAACACAACUGGCUCCAGCCAGUUGUUUAUACCCACACGUACUACUAAAUGGUGAAGCCAGAAGAAGUCCAAAAAAAUCAACUCAGGCAAGAAUUGAACUUAUUAGCCAAAA
Messenger RNA from Ipomoea triloba (trilobed morning glory), 565 nucleotides. RefSeq names its product 4-hydroxybenzoate polyprenyltransferase, mitochondrial-like. Gene Ontology annotation, molecular function: transferase activity, transferring alkyl or aryl (other than methyl) groups. Lineage: Eukaryota; Viridiplantae; Streptophyta; Magnoliopsida; Solanales; Convolvulaceae. The transcript is spliced from 4 exons. Gene Ontology annotation, cellular component: mitochondrial inner membrane. The record is from RefSeq and is a predicted model, not a curated record. The coding region runs from base 235 to 501 and encodes 88 amino acids. Gene Ontology annotation, biological process: ubiquinone biosynthetic process.